CAAAUGUUAUUAUUCCAGGCCAUCAGUUUUCCCACCUGAUUAUCUGUAUCCUUGGCAUGGCUUUCUUGGCGUUCUGUGGAUGCUUUUAACUAUUGUGUUUCUGGGAGUUUCUGCCGUUGGCCUUUUCCUCCGAAAAAUUACCUUCUGUCGCUGUGCUCAAGCCUUGGAGAGGGAGACGGCAGAGAGCAAGGGUGCCUACAAGCGGCACAGAUGGAGAAUGAGGAAAAAGAAAAGAGUGCCAGGGAGACACAUGAGUGAGGAGCCAGCCCAGAAACGCCUGUGCCUGAAGAACGCUUUCUGGCGAGCAGAUUCAGGACCUCAUUCGGUUCCCAUGAGGAACAGCAGCUGCGUCCCAAGUGAAAUCACAGAGAAGACAAAGGUUAACAUGGCUGCAGCACAGCGUCAUCACUGCUCAGCAUUGCCCUGCUCACCCUACCUCAUGGCUGACCCUUCAGGACCACUGAUGGCUUGCCCGUCACCUCCUCCAUUUGGGUGUCGCCUGGGAGCUCCACCAUUCCCAUCAGCUAAAGGUGUUCUGGGACCUCUGACAACUCCUCGACUCCAGUGUCCACUAGGACCUCUGCGAGCUUCAUCAGAUGAUGAGUUUUCAAGACCACAGACACCUACACCCGCAUGUCUUCUGGCUGCUUUACCACCUUCUUCAGCCAAUGAUUUUCUGAGCUUAUACACAAUUCCACCUGAGUGUCUAUGCACGCCUCUGCCACCUUCGUCAGAUGAUGAGUUUUCGAGACCACAGACACCUACACCCAAAUGUCUUCUGGCAGCUUUUCCACCUUCUUCAGCCAAUGAUUUUCUGAGCCCAUACACAAUUCCACCUGAGUGUCUAUGCACACCGCUGCCACCUUCGUCAGAUGAUGAGUUUUCGAGACCACAUACACCUACACCCAAAUGUCUUCUGGCAGCUUUUCCACCUUCUUCAGCCAAUGAUUUUCUGAGCCCAUACACAAUUCCACCUGAGUGUCUAUGCACACAGCUGCCAGCUUCGUCAGAUGAUGAGUUCUCGAGACCACAGACACCUACACCUGAAUGUCUUCUGGCAGCUUUACCACCUUCUUCAGCCAAUGAUUUUCUCGGCUUAUACACAAUUCCACCUGAGUGUCUAUGCACACCGCUGCCACUGUCUACAGAUGAUGAUCUUUGAAAACCACAGACAG
Molecule: messenger RNA, 1175 nt
Organism: Callithrix jacchus (white-tufted-ear marmoset)
Lineage: Eukaryota; Metazoa; Chordata; Mammalia; Primates; Cebidae
Source: RefSeq, a predicted model, not a curated record